Messenger RNA from Rhizoctonia solani, 408 nucleotides. RefSeq names its product endoribonuclease L-PSP protein. Lineage: Eukaryota; Fungi; Basidiomycota; Agaricomycetes; Cantharellales; Ceratobasidiaceae. Bases 1 to 408 code for a protein of 135 amino acids. The record is from RefSeq and is a predicted model, not a curated record. The transcript has a single exon.
AUGUCCGAACUUACCUACGUCAAUUACCAAGGCGCAGGUCAAACCAACAGUGACGAAUGUCAUUACUCGCAAGCCGUGAUUAUUGGUGAUAUCGUAAGGACCUCGGGUCAAGGCGGCUGGGACGAUUCUGGCGAAGUCAAAGCCAACGAUGCAAAGGGUCAAGUUGACCUCGCGUUCGAGAACGUUGACAAGGCACUGCGCGCAGUGGGACUGCGCGGCUGGGAGGACGUAUUCUCCGUACGGUCUUACCAUCGGGAUAUCGACACGACGUUCCCAAUAGUUGUCGAGAAGUUUAAGGAACGUAUUCCUGGUCAUCGACCCACUUGGACCUGUGUUCAGGUUGCCAGACUCGCGUUCCCGGCGAUGGACAUUGAGAUAGAGGUAGAGGCAUAUCGCGGCAAGAAGUAA